Acyrthosiphon pisum (pea aphid) is the source of this 1765-nucleotide messenger RNA. Its product is annotated as Kv channel-interacting protein 4. The transcript is spliced from 7 exons. NCBI's taxonomy places the organism in Eukaryota, Metazoa, Arthropoda, Insecta, Hemiptera, Aphididae. The coding region runs from base 547 to 1188 and encodes 213 amino acids. The record is from RefSeq and is a predicted model, not a curated record. Gene Ontology annotation, molecular function: calcium ion binding.
GGCGACCACAGUAGCUUUAGCAGCUUCGAGUCAAGUUGUUGGCACCGCUCAUGACUGUGCUUUUUAGUUAGUCCAUGCACAUUAUACCCAUCUCUUCUGGCAAUUUUCCCAAAAAUAGUUAUUCUUUAAUCAUCACUAAUAAUUUCAUUUUUUUCAACCGACUUAACACUUUUCAUUGGCACUGUCACGUGUAUAAUUUUUCUACAAUAGUAAAAAAAAAAUUCGAAAAGACUGGUGACUCACAGGCCAUUAAAAUAUUGAAUCGAGCAACGAAAUAAUUGGGCGGUGGCCGCCGCCGCCGAUCGCUCCGGUCGUCCUUGUCGUGGACGAUGACGUGCCGGGACAACUGGUGCACCGGGGCGGACCAUCGGGUGGCCAGUGCGUGUGCUGAUUGCGUGCAACGACCGAGAAAACAGCGCAAACAGCAACGACCUCGCCGUCAGGGGCAACGACAGCGGCUGCAGCAACAGCUGAGGCAACAGCGGCGGCAGCGGCAGCAACAGCAGCAAGUGCAGCAACGGUGAACGAUUGGGGGGCCACCGUGCAAUGGCGACGCCCCCCGACAGCCCGAUCAUCGAAGAGGCGACACUAAUCGAGCUCGAGGAACAGUUGAACAACACGUCUGUGUUUCCGCACCCUAGGCCCGUCGCCCUAGAGGACCUGUGCCGGCAGACCAAGUUCACCAGACAAGAGAUCCGCAUUAUGUACAGGGGAUUUAAGCAGAAAUGUCCAGAAGGAGUAGUGCACGAAGAUCUAUUCAAAGAUAUCUACUCCAAGUUUUUUCCACAUGGAAAUUCGAAUUUAUAUGCUCAUUUUGUGUUCAAAGCAUUUGAUGUCAAGAGCAAUGGUGCAAUUAGUUUUAAAGACAUGCUGAUGACUUUGUCUACUCUGCUUCGCGGGUCUAUUUAUGAGAAACUCAGGUGGACAUUUAAGCUGUACGAUCUAAACGGAGACGGAUGCAUAACGAGGUCGGAGCUCAGUCAAAUCGUGUUAGCUAUCCACGAGCUGAUGGGCAAAAGACCACAAGGCCGCGGUAGUACUAAAUCCAAAGAUCACACCGAUAUGGUUUUCCAAAAACUCGAUAUCAAUCAAGAUGGAGUGAUUACGUUUGAAGAAUUUAUCGAAUCAUGUUUAAAGGACGAGGCAAUCACGAAAUCAUUACAAAUUUUCGACUCCAGGUCCCUAUGAUUGUCGCUAUCCUCCACCGACUCUAUGGAAGUAUCACUUCUGUCAUUUGAUCAGUCUGCUGGUCAGUCGGAGGAGGAGCAAUGCAGCCAACUACGACAAGCAGACAACGAGUCUUCCCAAAACAAUAUUUUCUUUGAUUUCUAAUGUAAAUAAUAAUCAAAUAUUAUUAUAAUGACCGUUUUGGUUAAUAUUCGGGAAUAUUCCUUCCGAAUGUAUUUGGCCGUUACACUUUUAUACGGAUGUGUGAUAAUCGGUUCAUUUUUGUUCUAUUAAAAGUGGCAUCCAUUUGGCGCCAUUAUUGCUCGGUCCGUCCUAUAUAUUGUUACCGUGUUUAACGUAGGUACAUUAUACUACAUACCAAACAUUCAUGUCUCGAUCUUUGUAGAUUUAUUAUAAUAAUGGUUUACUGUUGGUGACUACUAACAAUUGUUGGUCUGUUUUUGUUAUCACAUAGUAGGUAGGUAACUCAAAAAUAUUGAGAACCAUAAUAUUAUAUUUGGCGAAGACUAAACAUUAUUGUUACUUGAACAAAAAAAAAAAAAAUUAAUAGUUAUAAGUACUUGAAAAUUACGUUGGG